This is a messenger RNA of Puntigrus tetrazona (Sumatra barb), 4650 nucleotides long. RefSeq names its product sema domain, immunoglobulin domain (Ig), transmembrane domain (TM) and short cytoplasmic domain, (semaphorin) 4Bb (gene sema4bb). Lineage: Eukaryota; Metazoa; Chordata; Actinopteri; Cypriniformes; Cyprinidae. The record is from RefSeq and is a predicted model, not a curated record. Gene Ontology annotation, biological process: neural crest cell migration; negative regulation of axon extension involved in axon guidance; semaphorin-plexin signaling pathway. The transcript is spliced from 15 exons. Gene Ontology annotation, molecular function: semaphorin receptor binding; chemorepellent activity. Bases 543 to 3074 code for a protein of 843 amino acids.
CAGCGGUAGAUCCAUGAGCGAAGAAAUCAGCGGCUGAAUUUUAUACAGUUAACCGGGACUGAGAGGAACCAUGCUGGAAUACAAACCUUAAAGCUCAUUCACGACUCGCAUCAGUUUGCAGUCGCUUCGGACAGCGGCGUGAUGGCUUUAAGCGCUUUGGUGGUAAGUUGCGUUUAUAAACAAUAAGUUAAAGGGGCAGUGCAUUGACCAAGAGGUGCGAUCAAGGAUUCAGUAUUGUUCGCAGAAGAUGUAGGACCGACCACGUUUGUCUGUUGAAUGCCGCGUGCGCAAAGUCACCUGUUGCAAAACAUCACUUUUUAAUGCCAUCUAAUUGGAGUUUGCUACGCAGAUAGUCUCUAAAAGAAGGAAUGUUUGCCCACAAGGAUCUGAUAUCUCUUCACCUUUGACCUCUUUGAGGACAUAAUUGAAACAUGGCAAGGUCUCAGUGACCUUAGAAUCCCAGUAAGAAUCAACGACGGGGUGUAAACAUAACAUACUGAAGAUACCUGGAAUAUAACCAUCUUCAACCGCGAAGCGAAACCAUGGCAACUAAAUGUAAAGACCAGUGGAAAGUAUCCAUGGAAACCACAAACUCUGUCUGGCUUAUGUUUUGGACCAUAUGGAUUUUUUUGGCUGGAGUCUUACAAGCAACCACGGCGAGUGAAGAUGAUGUCACAGCACGCAUCAGUUUCUCAUACAAUGCACAAGGACGAUCAGUGAGAGAGUUCUCUGUGGAUGGUGUGUAUAACUAUUCAAGCCUUCUGCUGAGCCCAGAUGAAAACAAGAUCUACGUGGGAGCCAGGGAGAACAUAUUCUCUCUCAGCCUGGACAACAUCAGCGUGACGUAUCUGCAGAAAACUCUCACAUGGAACACUCCUGACUCGAAGAGGAAAGAGUGUAUCUUCAAGGGAAAGGACCCCCAGACUGAUUGUUUCAACUACAUCAAGAUUUUACUGCGUCUGAACAGCACACACCUGUAUGUGUGUGGGACGUAUGCCUUCAGCCCCAUCUGUGCUUACAUUAACAUUUCAAGUUUCUCUCUGGAAAGAGAUGAAAAGGGGGAACACGUUAUGGAGGACGGACGUGGACGCUGUCCAUUUAAUCCAGAAUACAGAUCUACAGCUAUUACAGUUGAUGGGGAACUGUACACUGCCACUGUCAGUAACUUCCAGGGAAAUGAACCCACCAUAUAUAGGAGUCUAGGGUCUGGCACCCCUCUUAAAACGGAGAACUCUCUCAACUGGCUCCAGGACCCGGCGUUUGUAGGUUCUGCACAUAUUACAGGUUCGGACAGCGAGAGAAGUGAUGAUCAGAUCUACUUUUUCUUCAGCGAAACGGGGAAAGAGUUUGACUUCUUUGAUAACACCAUAGUGUCCAGGAUUGCACGUGUGUGUAAGGAGGAUCAAGGUGGUGAGAGAGUCCUGCAGAAGAAAUGGACCACAUUUCUGAAAGCUCAACUGUUGUGUUCUUUACCGGACGAUGGCUUUCCUUUCAACAUCAUACAGGAUGUAUAUGUGCUUCCAGCCCAGCGCAAGAAAAACACACUCCUAUAUGCAGUCUUUACUUCUCAGUGGAGUAAAGGUCUGGCAGGCAGUUCAGCGGUGUGUGUGUUCAGCAUGGAUCAGGUAGAAAAAUCCUUCAGUGGCCGUUACAAAGAGGUGAACCGAGAAACACAGCAGUGGUACACAUACACACACUCUGUACCUGAACCACGGCCUGGAAUGUGUAUCACUAAUGCUUCAAGGCAGCUGGGAAUUGACUCAUCCCUUGAUAUGCCAGAUAAGGUGCUAAACUUUGUGAAAGACCACUUCCUGAUGGACAGUCCUGUCAAAAGUCAGCCUGUGCUCUUCACACACUCUGUGCACUACACACAAAUUGCUGUACACCAAGUGCAAGGCCUCCACAGAGCUUAUGACGUGAUGUUCAUCGGCACAGAUGAUGGACGUUUGCAGAAGGCUGUGAAUGUAGCCGGUAUGAUGCACAUCAUUGAGGAGAUUCAGCUUUUCCCAGAGCAACAACCUGUACAAAACAUAGAGCUGGAUUCAGCUAAGGGUUUGUUAUUUGUGUCGUCACACUCUGGUAUUGUGCAGCUGCCAGUAGCAAACUGCAGUUUCCAUAACAACUGUGGCGAGUGUGUUUUGGCCAGAGACCCAUACUGUGCCUGGACAGGCACACACUGUGCUGACGUCACACGUAUCCCACCACAAGACCAAUGGCAGCAGGAUAUCAAGAAGGCAGACGCUUUAAAAUGUAACAGCAAAAUAUACACUGAGAGUUCAGUGUUACCACGUUCUUUCCCAAGUUCCCAAGAAUCUGAUUGCGAGCUCAUUACCGUCCCAGCUAAUACUCUUCGCCUGCUGCCCUGCAAUCUUCGCUCCAACCAUGCUCAAAGGAAGUGGUCAUACAAGCCAGAUGUAGGACAUUUUCUGUUCCCAAGCCCGGACGGUGGGUUAGUAGUCAGCGGCCAUGCAGGCGGCAAUGAGGUCUUCUCGUGUUGGUCAGAAGAACAUGGCUUCAGGCAACUCUUGGCCAAUUACUGUGUGAAGGCAGAGCCCUUAUCUGAGACCACAACUAAUACAGGGCGGAUGGAUGCACGUCUUAUAAUCCAAAGCAUAUCUUCGGACGUCUUGUCCGGUGAAUCAGCGCAUUUCGCUCAGCUGCGCAUAAAGACGUAUGGCACCGAGCUGGCAGUAGUGUGUGUGCUGUUAGCUGUUUGUGUGCUUUCGUUUGGACUGUCUGUAGCGUAUCGACACAGGGGCCGGAUGAAGGAGGUACUGAGAGGAGGAGAGCAAACUGCAGGAGCCCAAAAGAGCACAGUCAAGCCUGGGGAGAAUUUACCCCUCAAUCCUGGUGCGCUUCCAACCUCCCCAUCCGACCACAAAAGCUACCAGACAUUGGAGGAUAAUUGUGGUUACAUAAUUGCUGAGACAAGCACGCAGAACAACUCCAAGGAGGCACAAACACUUGCCCAAACACCACAGAAUGGCUUUAAAGAGACUCACGUGGAAGUCAGUGACAUUAGCCCUCGGCCACGAGUACGACUGGGCUCUGAGAUCAGAGACUCUGUGGUGUAAAAUACUGACGUUUCCGAUGAAUUUCCAUAAUAACGCAUAAAAAGUCUAACUCUCUUAAUGUUCACUUGGUACAUUCAAUGGGCAGCUUUCUUGAAGACUAAGCGUACUGAGCCCUGAGCAAAAAAAAAAAUAGAUGGGACAUGCUCAGUGUGUGUACUGCCAAAUUGUAGUUGUUUAAGACAAUGCCCUCAAAUCUACCCACAUCUCCUUCACUCUUUCAUGUUACAUGUUAAAAUAUGACACAGUUUAUUGUGUUGUUAUGAGUGCGCUGAUACAUUAGAGAUCGGAAACUACAAUCCAAGGAAGGGUGGACCAGAUGGUUGAACAGGAGAGAGAUGGGCAAUGAGCCUCGUGUUUUAUGAAUGGUACUGGUGCUAUUAUCACUGCCAAGACAAAGAGUAAUGAUGCCUAACUCAAGGUGAGAAGACUGUUCUAUAUGUUUGUUUGUAUUCCUUUGCUUUUUUAUGUGCAGGUGUUUAAUGGGGUACUCUAAAUUUGAGAUUUGACUAUUAAACAUAUAGUCCAUACUCUCAUUAUACUGGCAUUGAACACCAGGCAGUUCAGUCCAAGUUGCUUGUUAGUGUUAUAGAACACGGUUACUUUCUUAGCAGCUUAGAAAUCUGCUAUUAUUUUUAUUUAUUACCUUUUAAUUUCCGUUUUAUUGUUUAUUUUCUUAGUAUUUUGGUGUUUUCUAUUCUGUUAUUCUAAUGAGUUCAUGUUAGUAAAGUGCCUGGUGUUAAAUAAUGGUAUAAUGUGUAUAUGGAACUAUUAAAAGUGGAGUAAUUAUGAAAUAAAUAAUUAUAUUUGCUUUAAGAUCAAAUGUAGCAAGCGUGCGCGAGCGUUAAGAAAUUUAACCCUUGAAUGUACAUCUGAAGAGUUAUAUGGGAAUGUAAAGCACAAAAAAAUUGUGAUUCUGUUUUGCCACAUAGGCUGGUUGGUUAUUGUGUUUGGUACAGAAUAUAGAUGGAAUCUAUACAGGCAGAAACGAGGUAACGGUACUGUAUAAUGAUACAAUAUUACAGUAUAAACAGUAUGCUUGGUAUUUUGGUAGAGCGUGGUAAUGGAGGAGUGGUUAAUGCAAUGGGAAAAGGCUGAAAACGUCUGUAAAUUUGCAGCUUGUUUUUAAGGAAAAAAGAAUAAGCAGAAGUACAUUACAGGUUAUGUUCAUUUAUGGGUAUUCCAGACUUCAAACACACCCAUGCACUAAUGUUGCUAUUAUAGACAUCUGUUCCACUUGGAAAAGUCUUUUUAAUCCACAUUAACCAUGACAUGUUUGAUGUUGUUUAAUCAUGUGCUACAUUCCACUGUGUUUUCAGCUUGUGUGUUUUGAAUGGAAAAUGUAAAGUAGAUUGCGAUCUUUUAUAAUUUGACACUGUUUUACUGUUGUUUUACAUUGUACAUUCAUGCACUUUAUUUUUUCUACCAGUAUUUGUAAGCUGUAAAUGAGGUAGGCCACUGUCAACAUCAAAUUUAAUAUCGUAACCAAGGUUUGUACAGUAAUGAAGAGAUGAAAAUAGCGUCUGAAAGAGUGUCUCCACUGUCUGACAUGCAAAAUAAAAUUUUGCAUAAACUCAAA